GCUGCUAAAGAUCUCGUCGCUGCUGGCAAAUCAGUCCUUGUCCUUGAAGCCCGAGAUCGAGUCGGCGGAAAGGUCUACGACGUGGAGGUCAAGAAUGGGAACGGCCACAAAGUCGAGGCCGGAGCUGAAUUCGUCUGCAAGAACCACAAGAGAUUGCUUGCUUUGGCCAGUGAUCUGGGCAUCAAAACCUUCCCGACAUACAUCGAGGGCGAUAUGCUCAUGUGGAUACCUGGUCAGGGUCGUCUACUGUACGAUCCUGCUAAGACGCAAGGAAUACCUCCCUUGUCUGAAGAGGAUAUAGCGACUCUAGCUGAUAUCACAAUACAGCUCAAUGAGAUAGCGAGUGAGAUUGACGUGCAUCAGCCGUGGACUCACCCAAAGGCGAAGGAAUGGGAUCGUCAAACGCUGUCUUCAUGGCUCGAUGGCUUUGCUCGCGAUGGUACAGCCCGAGGAGUGAUUGACAUGACAAACAGAGCUAUCAUGUCGGCAGAAUGCGAGGACGUUUCACUGUUGAGCGCUGUGAUCAACGUUGCACGAACUGGAGACCCAGAAACAAAAGGCCGAAUGGAGAUGUUGACCAACGUCAAGAAUGGAUCUCUUGAAGAGCGAAUCCAGGGCGGACCACAGAACAUCGCCACCAAACUGGCGGAACGUCUUGGCAGUGACAAAGUCCGCCUUCAGGCACCUGUUCGACAGAUCCUCCAGAAUGAUGGGACAUAUCUUGUUGUUGGCGAUUCAUUCCGUGUUCAAGCAAGCAAGGUCAUCAUCGCCAUUCCACCCACGCUUGCAGGUCGAAUCGUCUACCAGCCUCCCCUCCCCGCCGCACGAGAUCAGCUUUGUCAGCGUGUACCAAUGGGUUCAAUCGGAAAAGUCAUUGCAAUUUACAAAACCCCAUUCUGGCGCGACCAGGGCCUCAGCGGUGAAGUCGCGAGUCUCGAGGGUGUCUCCCAGUCUACAUUCGACAGUUCUCCCCCUGAUGCAAGCUUCGGUGCUUUGAUGGGUUUUCUGGAAGCCAACGAGAUGCGAAGACUCGAUGAUGCCUCUGAAGAAGAAAUCUUUGCUGCUGUAACGGAGGACUUUGUUAGAUACUUUGGUCCCAAGGCGAGAGAGGUCCAGUCAUGGGUUCUUCAGAGAUGGGAUAACGAGGAGUUUUCUCGGGGGGGCCAUACGGGAUCGUUCCCGCCGAAUGUUUGGACUCAGUUCGGGCCUGCGCUGACGAAGCCGAUUGGUGGGAUCUAUUUUGCUGGUACUGAAGCGUCGAGCUAUUGGGCGGGAUUCAUGGAGGGUGCUGUUAUUGCUGGUGAAGCAGCAGCUAGGAAGAUACUAAGCAGCUCCUGAGA
Fusarium redolens is the source of this 1340-nucleotide messenger RNA. RefSeq names its product monoamine oxidase. NCBI's taxonomy places the organism in Eukaryota, Fungi, Ascomycota, Sordariomycetes, Hypocreales, Nectriaceae. The transcript has a single exon. Bases 214 to 1338 code for a protein of 374 amino acids. The record is from RefSeq and is a predicted model, not a curated record. Gene Ontology annotation, molecular function: oxidoreductase activity.